Messenger RNA from Trematomus bernacchii (emerald rockcod), 2856 nucleotides. RefSeq names its product cytochrome b-245 heavy chain (gene cybb). The record is from RefSeq and is a predicted model, not a curated record. Lineage: Eukaryota; Metazoa; Chordata; Actinopteri; Perciformes; Nototheniidae. Gene Ontology annotation, biological process: superoxide anion generation; defense response. The transcript is spliced from 13 exons. Gene Ontology annotation, molecular function: superoxide-generating NAD(P)H oxidase activity. Gene Ontology annotation, cellular component: NADPH oxidase complex; plasma membrane. The coding region runs from base 200 to 1900 and encodes 566 amino acids.
UUUAAUUUUAGCAAGGUUCCUUAUUGUUCUUUAUUUACCUGCCUCUGAUUAAGUUCUUCAGACUUUAGAUAUGAGCCUCUUAGCGUUAUGAAUAAUUAGGGUUUGGAGGCACUUCCUUGUCUCACUUUAUAAAAGCACUCUCUCUCUCCCAUCUCACUCACUCCUGCUUCCCCUUUCUGAACUCAGUCGAUCGCCCAUCAUGGGGAACUUCGCUGCCAAUGAGGGACUCUCCAUUUUUGUUAUUCUGGUGUGGCUGGGGAUCAACGCCUUCCUGUUUGUGCAUUUCUACAUGGCCUUCCUGCUGGAGCGCUGGUUCUACACCCGAGUCCUGCUGGGGCAUGCUCUCUCGUGGGCUCGUGCUCCAGCUGCCUGUCUGAACUUUAACUGCAUGCUCAUCCUGCUGCCGGUGUGCAGGAACCUGCUGUCCUUCCUGAGAGGAACCAUCCAGUGCUGCAGCCGCACCGCAGCUCGACAGCUGGAUCGAAACAUCACCUUCCACAAACUGGUGGCUUACAUGAUCGCCUUCCACACGGCCGUGCACAUCAUCGCCCACCUGUUCAACUUUGAGUACUUCAUGGACGCUCAGCUGAACAGGAACAGCAGCUUCCUGCCCUUCGUCCUAUCAGAGAUCGGCUCAGGAGACAACGCCUCCUUCCUGAACCCCAUCAGGACCAACGACACGAACCCCACCUUCGUGUUGUUCACCACCAUCGCUGGAGUGACGGGCGUCGCCAUCACGCUGGCUCUCAUCCUCAUCAUCACGUCCUCCAUGGAGGUGAUCCGCCGCUCCUACUUCGAGGUGUUCUGGUACACACACCACCUCUUCAUCAUCUUCUUCAUCGGGCUGGCGUUCCACGGCGCUGGGCGCAUCGUGCGGGGACAGACCUUCGACAGCCUGAUCACCAACAAGCCGGAGGGGUGCUCCUCCAAGUUCGAGGAGUGGGGGAACGACAACGGAUCCACCUGUGCUGUUCCCAGGUUUGCAGGAAACCCCCCGCAGACGUGGAAGUGGGUCCUGGGCCCGAUGAUCCUGUACGUGUGUGAGAGGAUCGUUCGCUUCUACCGCUCCAACCAGAAGGUCGUCAUCACCAAGGUGGUGAUGCACCCCUCGAAGACCCUGGAGCUGCAGAUGAAGAGGAAGGGCUUCCACAUGGAGGUGGGGCAGUACGUGUUCAUCCAGUGCCCCUCCGUCUCCAGGCUGGAGUGGCACCCCUUCACCCUGACCUCCGCCCCCGAGGAGGACUACUUCAGCGCCCACAUCCGCAUCGUGGGGGACUGGACGGAGGCGCUGCACGAGGCCUGCGCCGGGGACAAGACGCAGCCGCAGGACGCCUGGAAGCUGCCCAAGCUGGCGAUAGACGGGCCGUUCGGCACGGCCAGCGAGGACGUGUUUGGGUACGAGGUGGUGAUGCUGGUGGGAGCGGGCAUCGGAGUGACUCCUUUCGCCUCCAUCCUGAAGUCUGUGUGGUACAAACGCAACCAGAACAACCAGGACGUCUUCACCAAGAAGAUCUACUUCUACUGGCUGUGUCCGGAGACCCAGGCCUUCGAGUGGUUUGCUGACCUGCUGCAGUCUCUGGAGGCUCAGAUGACGGAGAAGGGCGUGACGGACUUCCUGAGUUACAACAUCUACCUGACGCGCUGGAAGGAGACUGAGGCGGCUCACUUCCGCGUUCACCACGAGGCGGAGAACGAUCCAAUCACAGGCCUCAAACAGAAGACUCUCUACGGGAAACCCAACUGGGACAAUGAGUUCGGCAACGUGGCAGCAAAGCACCCUGGGACUAAAGUGGGGGUGUUUCUGUGCGGCCCCCCCCAGCUGGGGAAGUCUCUGGAGAAACAGAGUCUGUCUCACACCGAGGGCGACGUAAAGUUCAUCUUCAACAAGGAGAACUUCUAACUUCUCCUCGUUCAUGUGAGGAGUCAAAGUGUCGCCACAGACGUUUGGCAAAGACGCCGCUGUUGCUCAAACCGUGGAGGAAAUACCCCGAGGCGUUUUCCACAUUACAUUCUUCUCCUUUUGCUACUUCAACAUUUCAAACCACUGCUAGUUUCAAAACCUGCCUUCUCUUUUGCAUUUGGUUUCCUGUUUGCUGCGAGGAGGAGCAGGUCUAUCGUUUCUGAAAGAACUUGAGAGGAAAGGAAAUGCUAAAUGGCCCUGGAGCAAGGCAUUAAAGCAGCUUCAGUGUGAGGCAUACAAACAACCAGGAAGUGAAGCAGCAUCACGUACCACUUGUUACAUCUUCUUGCUUGUGUGUUGCUUUUCUUUAUUUAAACAAGUUUCAACUCAACUGUAUCUACUGGACAGAGACUCUUCAAAUGGAUAACUAGCCUCCUUCUGUGUGAUCGUGUCUGAAUAAUAACAGAGACUGAAGUUUUAACUAAAUGAAAUGGCUGUAAUUUAUUUUAUGUAUCAAAUAUAUUCAGACCAAAAAGUGUGUACUGUGUGUCCAGUCUGUUUCACAUCAUCGCACACUGAAUGUAUUCGUUUCUUUAUCAGACAGAACAUUUGAAGGUGUCGCCUUGGACUCAGUGUGCACCCCGGGGUUUGGGGAAUUUCCUUUUUUGGUAAUAAACCUGAACUCUCGGAGCGGUUUGGUUUGGUUGCGUUAAAGGAUUUUGUAACUUGUGUAAACAGAAAUGGGAACCGUCGUCUCAGACAGAGGACUUUCUCUCACUUCAGUACACAUUUGAGAUACUUGCAGAACAUACAAGUAACUUCAUAUUGCACUGAAGUAGAGUAUCUGAGUAUUUACUGUACAUUUACAAACACAAGUGAAUCUGAAAAAUGGCACAAAACUGAGGAACAACAAUGGAUGAAUAAAAUAAUGGAAUAAAUAAGCAGUUUCUCUUGAA